UGUUAAGGUAAUUAGAUAAAGCAGUUAGAUAAUUAUGUUUGCAAGUAACCAAGUCAGACAUUUGUCAAAUUUUAUUAGAUGUCAUAAGGUAAAUGAUUACUCAUCCCUGGUAACUAAUUAAAAUUCUUUGUAUUCAUUCUUUUAUAUUUAUGGGAUAACAAUGCUCUCACAUCACAUCACUGUACUAAAUCACUAUUAGAAUAAUUAAGAUCAUCUUAAUGUUAAUAAGCAUGCUUUUAUAAUUACUACACCAUAAAUAUAAUCGGAACUGUUUGGUCUACAAUAUUGUUUACUAUUUUUGUAAUUUUAUCUGUAUUUUUGACUGUUUGUGCCACAAUAAAUGAAAAAAAAAAAAAUUGUAUCAAAGUUACCAGUGACCAGCGGGGCUAGCAUGGCAUGCGCGGCGCUGUUUUUAUCGCGCGACAAACUACAACUGAUUCGCCUUUUAUUAAGGCACUAGCUGUUCCCGCGACUUCGUCUGCGUGAAAAGUUAUUUUGGGCAUCAUUAAAGCCCUUAAGGAUGAAUAAUUUUCCUCGUUUGUUUCACAUUUUCCAUUAUUUAUUCGCUUCUUAUAGUUGCAGCGUGAUAUUAUAUAGCCUAAAGACUUCCUCGAUAAAUGUUCUAUUCAACACAAAAAUAAUUUUUCAAUUCGAACCAGUAGUUCCUGAGAUUAGCGCGUUCAAACAAACAAACUCUUCAGCUUUAUAAUAUUAGUAUAGAUGACAGGGACAGCAAUAGUUUAACGGGAUAAAAACUGCGUCGCGCAUGUCAUGCGCCCCGCAAGAAGUGAUCGCAUUGAUGUAAUGAGCUUUCAAUAAAUAAAAAUAUACAAUAAUCUAAACAAAUCAAAUAACGGGUAACGUACGAGUUCAUGAUAAAAUGCAAUUAUUUACAUGAACUUAUUAUCAAAGUGCUAUAUAAAUUACCAAGAGAAUCUGUUUACUCGAUUAUUGAGUGGAUUCAUAUAGUGAAAACAGUCAGCUAUUAAACAUGUGGUUUACAAUUAUAUUACUUUCAUUUAUAAUACUUUUAAUGACAUUUUAUAUGAUGGGCAAGUAUAAUGAAAACUAUUGGAAGAAACGUGGUGUUAAAUUUCACAAUAAAAAUAAAGUCUUUGGUGUAUUUUGGGACUUUUUGACGAAGGACAAAGCAAUGUUUCAAAUAAUUGGCGAUCUCUACAAACAAUAUCACGACGAACCGGCUGUUGGUUUCGGCGGUCUCCUGACACCAUCAUUACUUGUGAAUGAUGCUCUCAAUAUUCAACACAUUUUUCAAACAGAUUUCCAGGCAUUUAGCCAUCGAGGACUUGAGGUCAAUGAAGAUGAUCGUCUAGCUGAUAACAUUCUGUUCAUGAAUGGCAACAGAUGGAAACUGGUGCGGCAAAGUAUGACACCAAUCUUCACCAGUACAAAACUGAAGCAAAUGUUUUAUAUAAUGGACAAAAGUGGAAUUGAUUUUAUAACUUAUCUCAAAAAUAAUCCAAAAAGAUUGAAAGGAAACGCUUUUGAUUCAAUAUCGACAUUUUGUUGCGCCGCUAUAGGAGCUGCUGUGUUUGGUGUGGAAUCAGAAUCGGUUUUCGAUUCCCCAUUUUUAGAUGUCGCUACACGAGCUUUCAAAUCUACGUUUAAAACUAUUAUAAAGACGACGAUCAUGAAUUUAAGUCCAUGGUUAUCACGAAAAUUAAAACUGAAGCUUUUUUCUGAGUAUGAACAAUUCUUCAUUGGUGCUAUUAAAACAAUUAUUCGCCAAAGAGAGCAAGAAAGUGGCAAUAAACAUGAUUUUGGAGACAUGUGUGUUGUUUUACAAAGAAAUGGCCCAUUGAAAGAUCGGGACACAGGUCUCGAGAUAGAGCCUACCGAUGAGCUAUUAUCUGGACAAGCUUUCUUUUUCUUUUUAGCCGGGGUUGAUCCAAGUGCUGCUGCUAUAUAUGCUUGCUUAUUAGAACUGGGUCGGAAUCCUGAACACCUAAAAAAAGUUCACAACGAAAUAGAUAGAACAUUCGAGGAGCUGAAUGAUAAUUUGACAUAUGAUUCUGUCAUGAAAAUGGAACAUUUAGAAAAGGUGUUAUGCGAGAGUUUGAGGCUGCUUCCACCUAUAGGGUUUUUAGUAAGACAAUGCGUCGAAGAUACUGUGUUACCUGUAGGUAAUAUUAAAAUACAGAAAGGUACUAAAGUGUUUGUGUCAGUGUAUGAACUGCAUCAUGAUCCUAAAUAUUAUGCAAAUCCAGAAGUAUUUGAUCCUGAGAGAUUUGCGUCAGAGACACCACAAGAUAGUAGUAUUUACAUGCCUUUUGGCAAAGGCAACAGACUUUGUGUCGGUAUGAGAUUUGCUCGACUGCAAGUAAAAACUGGACUGAUACAUUUUCUUAGGCAUUUCACUGUGAAAACAAAAAUAAAUGGAGAUAAUCUUUGUUUCCGAAAAGAUCAAAUUCAAGUGAGGCCUUACAAUGUAGACAUUGAAUUUAUACAAAGAAACUUACAAUAAUAACAAAAGAUUGACAAGAUUUUUAGAAAGCUUUACCAUAUUAAUAUAGUCAAUUUGAUGUAAGCACAAUUAGAAUAAAAUACAAUUAGACCGUGACAACCAUUGCUAGGACGUUAAUAAUAUUGUAUACUUUAUGUUUGUAUUAUUUGUAUGAAACUUCUUUUCUCUUAAAAAUGGCUAUAAUAUAUAUGCUUUUGAUAAAACAAAAAAAAAGAUGUCUUUGACUGAACUUUAUUUAAAGCAGAUAAAAUUAAUUAAUAU
Messenger RNA from Amyelois transitella, 2746 nucleotides. Its product is annotated as cytochrome P450 6B5-like. Gene Ontology annotation, molecular function: monooxygenase activity; iron ion binding; heme binding. Lineage: Eukaryota; Metazoa; Arthropoda; Insecta; Lepidoptera; Pyralidae. The coding region runs from base 992 to 2485 and encodes 497 amino acids. The transcript has a single exon. The record is from RefSeq and is a predicted model, not a curated record.